AUGAGCGAGAGUCUUGUGAAAGGAAAAGAUAUGGUUGAAGCUGAUCAUAACCACGAUUUGGAUAUCGAAUCUGAAACGAAGACACUCGCCAGUAAUGUGGCUCGACAGAUUCUACUAAUCUCUCGUUCUGAAUCCUCUGCUGAUGCUUACAAAGCCGCUGUCACAUAUCUUGAAUCGAUUAAGGCAGGUGAAGUUGGGGUUUUGUCUGAACUUUCGUUUCUUCUUGUGGAAAAAGAAUGGCCUUUGGAAGUUCGUUUGUAUGCCUCUAAAAUGCUACAGGAUUUGGUUAGACUGCGUUGGGAUGAAAUGAGCCCCACCGAGCACAUGGAUAUUAGUGGUGCCUCCUUUGAACUGAUGUCUGAGGUAGCCAAUCCAUGCGAAGAAUGUGCGAUGAAAAGUGAAACAGUCGCUCUGGUAGCUGAGAUAUUUGAAAGGGACGAUCCAAAGAUGUGGCAGGAGUUGUUUCUCUCACUAGUGUCCCUGUCCUCCCGAGGCCCUUUACAGGCAGAAUUGACUUUAUGGGUGGUGGAACGACUUUCUGAACAUCAUAGUAAGGAGUUGGAAGACAAGAAGCAUAGGCAUCUAUUGCAGAGGCUUCCUGAUAUUCUGGUUUGGUUGCAUGAUCUUCUUGAAGAACACUUUGGUGCUGCAAGGAACGCAGAAGGGCGACAGAAGGUUGAGUUGGAAAAUCAGCAUUCAGCUGCAGUUGUUGCUUGCUUGAAUGCCAUCAACUCAUUCACCGAAUGGGCUCCCGUUCUAGAUCUUGUCGAAUACAGAAUUGUUGACCAGUGUAAAUCCUUGCUUUCUACUACUGACUUCUGCCAUCUUGCUUGUAUGUUCUUCAAAGUUAUCUGUUCAAGAAAAAGACCCACUGAUGCUUCUGGUGCUGAGUUUGAUUCUGCAAUAAGCCACGUGUUUCCGAUUUUGACAAGCUUCUCCGGAGAACUGUUAUGCAGACUGAAAUCAAGUUCUGGGGAUAUAAAUGGAAGUGAAUACGACUUUGCUGAACGUAUCUGUAAAAUUAUGGUCUCUCUAGGCUCCACAGGUUUACAGUGCAUCUUCACAGAUAACAGUGCCAUAGCUCUUUAUCUGAAACAGAUGCUUGGGUUUUUCCAACAUUAUAAGUUUGGUCUCCACGUUGAGUCACUGUUCUUCUGGCUGGCGUUGAUGGAGUAUUUAAUCUCAGACCCCAUGGCUCCUAAACCAAGUAGAAAGGGAUCAACAAGUGAGAUUGACAAUAGUUCUGGGCACCUAGAUGACGGAAGAAGGAUGCUUUUACGCCUUAUUGAUGAUGAUAUCGCCAGCACAAUUCUGGAUGUUUCAUUCCAACGAUUGAAUAAGAACGAGGAAGCCCCUCCUGGAACAAACCUUUCCCUUGAGCCAUCAAAGUAUAAAGAUGUGGAAUUUUGCAAGUACCAGCAAAGGCUCUUUGGUUUGAUCAAACUCAUCUCUUCUCACAAGCCCAUCAUUGCCAGUACAAAAGUAUCCUCCACAACGAUCAUGCUUAUUAAGAACAUAUCGGUUCCUUCAGCGCCUUUACAGUAUGCAGCUGCUAUGAAGAGCCAGAGUACUGCUCUGGAAAGUAUUCUGCGUAGACUUUUCUGUGGAUCUAAUGAGUUCGCUGGUGGUAAUUCUGAAGUUCAUUCUCAACUCCACGUGAUAUAUGAGGACUUGCUUCAGGAGCUUCUUUAUGUAAAAUGGACUGAACCAGUUCUUAUUCAAGCGCACGGCGACUAUCUAAACGCAAUGAUUCCUUUCCUCAAGUAUUUGCCAGAUGCGGUUGGAAGUGUUAUCGACAAAUUGUUUGCACUUCUUACCUCUCUUCCACCUACAUUUAAAGCUGCAAGAUUAAACAUCUGUUCAUCUUUGAUGCGUGUAGCCAAAGCUGCUGACAAAAGCUUUAUUCCUCACUUGAAGGGUCUAGCUGAUAGAAUGACACGUUUGCAAAGAGAAGGAACUUUGCUCCCUGGUGAGCAUAGUAGUCUCGUGGAAGCAUUUUUUGCUAUGACUUCUGCGUCAGGAGCUCAAGGGCAGCAAGAUAGUUCUACGUUGUUAAUAGAACAAGUGCGCCAACAGUGGACUGAAGCAGAGUGGCAAAAGGAAUAUAUAUCUAGUCCCUCUGGCUUUGUUCGUUUAUGCUCCAAUCCGCCCUUAAUGCGGUUUGUUGUCAACACAGUCAUGGUCUUUGAGAACGCUCUCAAGGGAUACAGAUUCAAGAAAAGGAAGUUGAACAGGAUCUCUGAGAUGAAUCAUCCUCUGGCUUGUCACCUUUCAUGGAUACUACCACCCCUAAAAGUGUUUCGUGUUAUCAAUUCUCUGUCGUCUCCUGCUGUGUAUCAAACUUUACCCCCAAAUCUCAAAGCAGCAAUGAAGAUAUUGCAAGUCGAGUUACAGAGCCUCCAAGGAUUCCGAAACCGUAAACCAGCAAAGGGCUUGUUUACUUAUUCUAGUGAAGGAAGCUCAUCUGAUAUUCAGAAAUGGCUGAAAGCUUUUCGUGAUAGCGGAUAUCGUGUCUUGCAACUCUCUGUAACCAUUGGAGACACGUUCUACACAUCCAUUGAUGCUAAUUACGUUGCGGUGGCACUCACGGAGAAUAUUUGGUGGAUGGAAUUCAGACAUAUCAAGCAGCUUAUCAAUGCCUUAGUAAUUUAUCUUGUCAAAUCCUGCCCUGCAGAUAAGUGGGAGUCAUGGCUUGAAAUGCUUCUAAGCCCUUUACUGACACAUUGUCAGCGAGCUCUUAGCUCCUCGUGGACUAGUUUUCUGCGUGAUGGCAGAGCCAACGUUCCAGAUUUGCUCAGUUUUGAAGGUGGAAAGAACAUCAAACCCAAGCUGGAAGAAAAACUGAUCAUAGGUUUAACUCGGGCCGUUGCGGAUUUGCUUUCAAAGAUGUCUGCUCCCGAAUUAAACACAGGGCUUCCUGAUUUGAACCACUCAGACCGACUUGUUCAUGGUGAAAUGUCUCUUCUCAAGGAUUUUGAUGCACUAAGAUCUAGCUGUUUGGUGAGCUUCCUCUUGAGUUGCAGAAACUUGGCGCAGCCAGUGUUGCAGUUUUGUUUACAAGCCUGCACCUGGACAGACGGUGUUAUUACAAUUACCAGUCUCCGUAGUUUUCUCAUUAGCGUUAUUCAUCUAGCCAUAAUGACGAACAACGGAGAGCUUGGAGAAUAUGUUUCAAAAGAUUUGUUUUAUGCACUCAUCAUGAGCUUGACCAUAGGUGAAAAUCUGAAAAACAGUUCCGUAAUUUCCAUAUUAGUUGGUCUGUGCCAUGAGAUAUUUGUUCAUCUUUCCGAGAGGCACCAAGCUCCACGACAGGUGUUGCUGUCAUUCCCUCGUCUCUCUCUCGAUGAUCUGCAUGCUUAUGAAAAAGCUUUGGCAGAAACUUCUGAAACCAAAAGACAGAAGCAGCUUACGAGAAGCCUCUUGUCAUUAGCUAUUGGAAUUAGCUUAGAAUACACUAACUGA
Messenger RNA from Microthlaspi erraticum, 3462 nucleotides. Lineage: Eukaryota; Viridiplantae; Streptophyta; Magnoliopsida; Brassicales; Brassicaceae. The record is from the annotation of a GenBank genome assembly.